Molecule: messenger RNA, 1167 nt
Organism: Ostreococcus tauri
Lineage: Eukaryota; Viridiplantae; Chlorophyta; Mamiellophyceae; Mamiellales; Bathycoccaceae
Product: Peptidyl-prolyl cis-trans isomerase, FKBP-type
Exons: 1
Coding region: 1-1167 (388 amino acids)
Molecular function (GO): protein binding; peptidyl-prolyl cis-trans isomerase activity
Source: RefSeq, a predicted model, not a curated record
AUGACCGCCACGGGUGACACCGACGGGAGCGUCACUCGCGUCGUCAGGCACGGUCCGAGACUUCCGCUCGGGGCUCGAGUGCGCUGUAAGCGUCUGUUCAUCGAGACGAAGGCGUCGGACCACGACGCACCGCUCGAGGACCACGAGGAAGACUUUUCGUGUCCUCGUCUCGACGACGAGGUGACGCUUCGCGUGCGAGGAUGGCGGCUGAGACAAAUCAUCGACGAUGACGUGAUUCGCCACGAUCGUUUCACGCCGGCGCGGGAGUCGACGUUCGUCGUGGACGACGCGAGGACGGACGCGAGCUCGAGCGAGGUGUGCGUCGGUUUCGAGGCGGCGGCGCUCACGAUGUUCGUUGGCGAGGUGUGUGGAGUCGUCGUCCCGAGCGGGCGUGGUGACUGUUUCGAGAAAGAACCAAUCGAGAGCGUUCCGAGAGACUGUUACGUCGAAUGGGAGAUAGAGCUGGCGAAGAUUCGGCGAAAGGAGCGUUUGGACGCGCUGGCGUCCGCGAGACGCGUUUUAGACGCAAACGCGGUGGUACGGGAGGAAGCGAACGCGCUGUUUUCGAGAGGAGAGUACUCGAGAGCACUUCGAAGAUAUGACGAGUGCGCGACGGAACUCUCUCGAGUAUUGUUCCAGGCUGCUCAGAUCACGGAUGAAGAAAUGUACGCCAUUGCAAAGAUGGCAGUCACGGUGAACACGAACGCCGCAACUGCUUUGGCAAAACUCGGUCGGCAAACGGAGGUUCUGAUGCGAUGCGACGCGGCGUUGGAAAUUGAUCGCACGGCGGUGAAAGCCAUGUAUCGUAAAGCGAUCGCUCUGGAGUCCUUGGAGAGGGAUGAAGAAGCUCUGUCAUGUCUGCGUGACGCUUUAGAGUUGUCGAAGGAUAAAGCGAUCCGCGAGGCAUUCGUGCGUGUUCGUCGACGAAUAGAGACGACGCGAUCGGUAGAAAGUAAAACAGAGCGUGAACGGUGCGUACGAAUGAUGAAAGCCACCUCGGAGGAGGACACGACGAGCGCGGUACAGACCACUUUUGUCGGUAGGAUGACUAGUUUUUGUCGCCGGCGUCCGUUUCUUUCCACUACAAUCGUCCUCGCCGUCUGCACAGUGGCAGUGAUGUGCUUCAAAGAAGCCGAUAAUGAAGGAGCCGAUAACAAACUAGAAUGA